AUGGAUGCACAAUCCCAGCUCAGCUCAUCAACCCCAACAAACAGAUUCUUCACCGUCUUCUCCCAAUCCAUCUACCACCUCUGCAACGACCUGCCCAGCAUCGCGUACGCCACGACCUCCGUCCUAAAGGACUUCCUGCAUGACGGCAUCCGCUACCUCGAGCUCCGCACUAUCCCCCGCCCCUCGCCCACCGGCGCCUUCACCCGCGCAGAAUACCUCGACACCGUACUCAACGCCAUCGAGCAGUUCCGCGCCUCCCACCCGGAUGAAAUCACCGUCACACUCAUCCUCGGUCUGGACCGCGGCGCCACCACCGCCCCGGAGGCCCUCGCCAUCGUCGACCUCGCGCUCGCCCACCGCGCCCGCGGCAUCGUGGGGCUCGAUCUCUGCGGAAACCCCACCAAGGGGGACGUGGCGAUCUACGGGCCCGCAUUCGCCCAAGCCAAGGCGCACGGACUCGGCGUGACGGUGCAUUUCGGGGAGGUUGCAAACCCCGCGACGCCGGGGGAGUUGGAGACGCUGUUGGCGUUCGAACCUGAUCGGUUGGGCCAUGUCAUUCAUGUGCCAGGUCCGUUGAAGCGGGAGAUUGCGAAGAGGCGUCUAGGCUUGGAGCUUUGUUUGUCAUGUAAUGUGCACGCGAAGAUGUUUGAAGGUGGCUUUCUGGAUCAUCAUUUUGGAGAAUGGUGGGAGGGCGGCGAGUGUCCGGUUGCUCUUUGUACCGAUGACGUGGGGUUCUUCUGCAGUCCCGUGUCAAACGAGUAUCGUCUAGCCGCGGAGCACUUCAAUCUCAAUCGGAAAGACAUGCUACGUAUGUGCCGAGACUCGAUCGAGAUGAUUUUCGGCGGCGAGAAAGAAAAGGCUCGUCUUCGGGGCUUACUGAACGACUUUGAAGCUGGAUAUACGAAAUGA
Messenger RNA from Aspergillus affinis, 909 nucleotides. Its product is annotated as putative adenosine deaminase. NCBI's taxonomy places the organism in Eukaryota, Fungi, Ascomycota, Eurotiomycetes, Eurotiales, Aspergillaceae. Bases 1 to 909 code for a protein of 302 amino acids. The transcript has 3 exons. Gene Ontology annotation, biological process: inosine biosynthetic process; adenosine catabolic process. The record is from RefSeq and is a predicted model, not a curated record. Gene Ontology annotation, molecular function: adenosine deaminase activity.